Molecule: messenger RNA, 1353 nt
Organism: Fraxinus pennsylvanica
Lineage: Eukaryota; Viridiplantae; Streptophyta; Magnoliopsida; Lamiales; Oleaceae
Source: the annotation of a GenBank genome assembly
AUGGCUGAUAAUUAUCUUACCGUUUUCAUGUAUCCAUGGUUUGCCAUGGGUCAUCUCAUCCCUUAUCUUCAUACAGCCAACAAACUUGCAGCCAGAGGCCAUAGAGUUUUCCUUGUUGUCCCUCCUAAAACAAUAUCCAAUUUGGAAAAAUCCAAUCUACAUCCGGACCUCAUCAAGUUGAUACCCCUCCCCCUUCCCCAUGUUGAAGGCCUCCCGCCUCACAUUGAAUCCAGCGCGGAAAUUCCUAUGCACUCGCAGCAUUUACUUCGGAAUGCUAUGGAUCUUACAGAACCCACAGUUGAAUCUUUAUUCCAAGAAAUCAAACCCCAUUUCACCUUCUUUGAUAUGAUGUGUUGGGUGCCCUUUUUGGCGCACCGUUUAGGCAUCAAAGCAAUUUUCUAUGUCCCUGUAAGCCCUGCAUCUGUGGGUUUCUUGUUAUCCGAAACAGCCUCGAUUGAGUCUCAUACGAACGGUCCUCCUGGUUUUCCUCCGUCGAUCAGGCUCUAUAAACAUGUCAUCAGCAGACUUGAGGUUUUUGACAAUGAAAAGGAAGUAGGCAGUGGGUUGACACUAAAGCAGCGGUUGAGGACCUCAAUUUGUGAGAGUGAUGCCAUUGGUUUCAAUACUUGUAGAGAAACUGAAGGCCCAUUUAUUGAAUAUAUUGAAAAUUACUUCAAGAAGCCAGUCUUACUUGCAGGGCCAGUUGUUCCUGAACUACCAUCUUCUUUUCUAGAGGAGAAGUGGGAAAGAUGGCUUGACAAAUUCAGACCCAAAAGCGUGAUUUACUGUGCAUUUGGGAGUGAAGCCAUACUUCAAAAGGAUCAAUUUCAAGAAUUGGUGUUGGGUUUUGAACGCUCAGGUCAUCCCUUUUUUGCCGCACUGAAACCACCCGUUGGGUCGGAGACAGUGGAAGAAGCCUUACCUGAGGGAUUCAAAGAGAGAACUCAAGGAAAAGGGGUGGUGCAUGGAGGUUGGGUUCAACAGCAACUUAUCUUAAAACACCCUUCUGUGGGGUGUUUUGUUACACAUGGUGGGUAUGGGUCUCUAUGGGAGGGUCUAGUGAGCGAGUGUCAAUUGGUGGUACUGCCCCAUAGAGGCGAACAUUACAUUCAGGCUAAUGUUCUUAGUGCACAUCUAAAAGUUGGCGUCGAAGUCCAGAAAGGAGACGAUGAUGGCUUGUUUACAAAGGAGGGCGUGAAUGAAGCCAUAAGGGCAGUGAUGGAAGUUGACAGUGAAACUGGGAACGAGGUGAAAAGAAACCAUGACAAAUUGAGAGAUAUCUUCUUGAGCAAAGGUUUUGAGGAUUCUUAUAUGGAUGGUUUUGUACAGAAAAUGAGAUCCCUGUUGGAAUAA